AUGAAGUUCUCCAUCGCUAUCCCUCUGGGCUUCCUGGCCGGUGCCGGUGCCGUUGCCCUGCCCGCCCCCGCCCCCAAACCCCAAGGCAUGCCAUCCUUCUCCCCCUCCGGCUCCUCGGCCAGCCUUCCCUCCGGCUUGCCCUUCGCUAUACCCUCCGGCUUACCCUCCGGCCUCGCAUUCCCCAUGCCCUCCGCCUCCGCCUCCGCCUCCGGCCAGCCCGACCUCACGGGCCUCAGCGCCCUCGCCAAGGCCGAACAAGACUACUACUCCAAGCUGUUCGGCGGCUUCCCUGCCGGUGCUUCUCCCUCCGGCACGGCUGGCUUUGGCUCCGGCUCUGCUUCCCCGGCGUUCCCCAUGCCAAGUGGCGGUGUUCCCACUCCUGCUAGCAGCUACCCCAUGCCAUCUGGUGGCUUUGGUGGGUUUCCUGCUUCUCCUCAGCAGAGUGCCCCGUCGAUGGCUGUUCCAUUCAACGCUUAG
Molecule: messenger RNA, 477 nt
Organism: Aspergillus clavatus NRRL 1
Lineage: Eukaryota; Fungi; Ascomycota; Eurotiomycetes; Eurotiales; Aspergillaceae
Product: extracellular proline-rich protein
Exons: 1
Coding region: 1-477 (158 amino acids)
Source: RefSeq, a predicted model, not a curated record